Molecule: messenger RNA, 893 nt
Organism: Prorocentrum cordatum
Lineage: Eukaryota; Dinophyceae; Prorocentrales; Prorocentraceae
Source: the annotation of a GenBank genome assembly
CCGCGACGCUCAAGCUCGCCCAGCGUAAAACGUCGAGCGUGCGCUCCCCGUGCGGCGGGACGCAGCUUGGGACUGCAGGGCCUGCCACCGCCCCCCCCUCCGUAUCCGUUUCGGGCCAGGCCCCGCCGGGCAGACCCGGGCGCCACCCCCAGAGAUCCGACGCCCCCGUCCCCGGAGCCCGCCGCCCGCAUGAGCGCAGACCAGGGCGCCGCCGCCAGCCCGCUCCACGGCCCGCUGGCGGCGGCCCUGGGGCUCCCGCCAGGCGAGCGCGAGGCGGCGGUGCGCCUGGCCGUGCGCACGCUGGCGCAGGGGUCGGGGUGCGACGGCGGCGCGGGGGGCCGUCUGGACGAGGCGCUGCGGGCGGUGCGGCCGUCGUUGCCCGAGGGGACGCGGGUGCUGCUGGACCGCCUGGCAGGGGAGCUCCGCGCGGCGGCCGCCGACGUGGCCGGGGAGGGCGGCGCUGGGGCGCGGGGGGAGGUGGAAACGCCGCCGCGGCAGCAUCAGGGCAGGCGCAGGUGGGCCUCGCCGCCGAGGCUCAGGCAGGCGCGGAGAGAGGAGAGGGGGCUGCCGAGGAGAUACAGGAGGGGGCCGCCGGGGAGGAGAGCGAGGACGAUGGUGAGGAGGGCAGUCCGUUUGUUCUUGGCCCGGUGCGUGUGCCGUUGGCCACGCUUCUUAACGUGGCGGCCGCGUUGGAGCUGGAUGACCUCACACCGGCGGCGAGCUCGUGCAAGUCGUUGUGUAUCGCCAUCAACAUCAACCUGCAGUACGUGUACUUCCUGGUGCGGCUGAUCCGCCUCAUCGCCCUGGGUCCCGAGCUGGCGCGGGCCAUACGCGACAACGAAGACUCCUCCGGCGUCUCCGAAGCAUCCACUGAGGCCUCGGAUGAUUCCUGA